UUGUUUCAUUGGGUUGAGAUCUUGAAGCAAAUUUGAAGUUGGAUUAAUUUUAUGAGCACUGUGUCAAUAUGGGAAAACAAGGGCCUUGUUAUCAUUGUGGCACUAAUAGCACUCCACUAUGGAGAAAUGGGCCACCUGAGAAGCCAGUGUUAUGCAAUGCCUGUGGAUCAAUGUACAGGAUUAGAGGAAGUCUUGCAAACUAUACACCUAAGCAUGCCCAAGGACAACCAACUGCUAAAAGGGUAAGAAUUAAAUCCAAGUCGGCUCCAAAGAAAUGCAAAUUGAUAAGUACUGAAGAAAACUUCUCCAUUGACGUUUGCCAUUCUCCUGCUUCUGAUGAUUUUACAACCAAUAAAUCUAGCUCAGAAUCUGCAAUAUCAUGUUCUCAGAGCUGCUACAAUGUAAAAGAAGAAGAGAAUGGAGGUGAAAGUCCAGGUGGAUUAAUCCAGGGAAGCUUGUGGAAGUCUGGUAUACCUUCAAGAAAGAGGUCUGUAAAUGUUCAACGCUGUCUUACACCCAUUGAAAGACUUCAAAGGGAGCUUUGCAAUAUUUUGAAGAAUGAUCCUUCCAUCUUGUCUGAAAAUGAAGAGGAUGAUCUUCUCAUUUAUAAUGCAAACAACCUGCAAGUAUCCUGCAAUGAAAUUGGCCUUGGAGGCUUUCUUCUCAAACCCAAUACCACCACCACUACCAUUACUACUACCACAGAAGUUCCACCAGCUGAGCCUGAGAAACACUCCUCAGCAGUAGAUAUCAAGGAUUCUGCUUUAAUUGAGUCCCAAAGUAGAUCCUCAUCAUCCAUGGGUGGGUUUCAAGAAAAUUGAACCAGUUGCAGAUGGCUAGCUUCAAGGGCAACUGGGCAAGAGCAGGUGGAACCAUAUUAAAAAACUGUAGUCACAUUUUUAUUUUUUCAUUUUUGCCAUCCAUUGAAAUCUCAAAAAUGUACUUCUUUACAUUAAUUUGAUGUAUUUAUUUUUAACAGUUUGCAGUAAAACUAAAUUUGACUGAUAAAUUAUAAGAUUAAUUUUAUUA
Molecule: messenger RNA, 1029 nt
Organism: Hevea brasiliensis (rubber tree)
Lineage: Eukaryota; Viridiplantae; Streptophyta; Magnoliopsida; Malpighiales; Euphorbiaceae
Product: GATA transcription factor 27-like
Exons: 4
Coding region: 69-821 (250 amino acids)
Biological process (GO): regulation of DNA-templated transcription
Molecular function (GO): zinc ion binding; sequence-specific DNA binding
Source: RefSeq, a predicted model, not a curated record